This is a messenger RNA of Colletotrichum orchidophilum, 1041 nucleotides long. RefSeq names its product sphingoid long-chain base transporter RSB1. Lineage: Eukaryota; Fungi; Ascomycota; Sordariomycetes; Glomerellales; Glomerellaceae. The record is from RefSeq and is a predicted model, not a curated record. The transcript has 2 exons. Bases 1 to 1041 code for a protein of 346 amino acids. Gene Ontology annotation, cellular component: plasma membrane; fungal-type vacuole.
AUGACUUCAUUGCCCUGCACGCUCGCGACGUGCGACGUCUCCGAUAGUCCUUACGGCUACCGCCCCGCGCUGUCAGCCAGCGCCGUCUUCGCUACCGUCUCGGCGCUCAGCCUAGUCAUCAACGGCGCCGUAGCCGCGCGAUCAACGCAACGACAUGCCUUCACACCCUUCUCCGUCAUCGUAACCCUCGCCUGCGUGCUGGAGUUGCUGGGUUGGGUCGACCGUGUGGCCGGCUGGAGCGAUCCCUGGGCCGUGUACCCUUUUCUGCAGAGCAAGGCCCUGCUUACGAUAGCCCCCAUCUUCGUCACCUCAAGUAUCUAUGUUUGCCUCGCACCGAUGGUCCGGAUACUAGGCACAGAACACUCCUUCAUGAAGCCCGAGCUCUACUCCACCAUCCUCCUCCCGCUAGACGGCCUCGCCCUUCUCCUCCAACUCGUCGGCCUCGGCGUGGGCUUCCAACACGUGCCAUACACCCUCGCGUCUCACGAUUCCUUCGCCCCGAACGACGUGGGCGCGAAAAUCGUCCUGGCGGGCCUGGCCGUCCAGCUCGCAACCCUGGUCGCCGCGGGCUUGUCCCUCGCCCUCAUUCUCCUCCGCGCAGCCCGCUCCUACCGGCAAUACGGCUACACGACCUUCCACCGUGACGUCGGCUACGUGCCCUUGACCGGCCGCUUCCGCAUCUUCGCCGGUGCGGUGCCCUCGGCCAUGAUCGUCUUGUUCGGCAGAAUGUGUUUCAGGGUCGCCGAGUACGCUGAGGGCUUUCGGGGGCCCCUUGCGAGGGGCGGCGGAGAGGGACUGUUCCUCGGGCUCGAGGGAUUCCUUGUCGGGUAUGCGGUUUUGGCGAUCGUCGGGUGUCACCCGGCGUUAUUCUUGAAGGAUGGGAAGAUGGUCUCGAGGAUCGAGUCGGAGCCGUUUGUCGGUAUUGAUAUUGUUGGGAGUGCUGGUCAUGUUGGUCAUGAGAGAGAUCUGGAGGCGCUUAGCAAAGUGUACCAGAGGCACUAUGAGGAGGAGCAGAGGUUGUCGAGAUUUGAGCGUGUUUAA